Molecule: messenger RNA, 2748 nt
Organism: Prunus armeniaca (apricot)
Lineage: Eukaryota; Viridiplantae; Streptophyta; Magnoliopsida; Rosales; Rosaceae
Source: the annotation of a GenBank genome assembly
AUGAUGAGAAAAUCCAAACCCAUUGCCAUUAUCUGUUGUAUCAACCACCCACCUGAGCCCUUUCUCUCUCUCCUCCUCCUCAUCAAACCCUUCUCCUCCUCUUCCACCAUUGCCGCUGCUUCUCCUUCUCUUCCUCCAGUCCCCGAACAGCCACUGGAUCUCUCCUCCCAGCUCUUCGCCAUUCUCUCCCGCCCCAAUUGGCAACGCCACCCUUCCCUCAAGAAACUAAUCCCCUCCAUUUCCGCUUCCCACGUCUCUUCCCUUCUCGCUCUCAAUCUCGACCCCCAGACCGCCCUCGGCUUCUUCAACUGGAUCGCCCUCAAACCCGGUUACAGGCACACCGUCCAUUGCCAUUCCUCCUUGCUCAACAUUCUGAUCCCCAGUGGGUUCUUCCGGGUCGCCGAAAAGAUCCGAAUUUCGAUGAUCAAGGCUUCCACUUCCGCUCAGGAUGCCUUGUUUGUGCUCGAAUUUUUGCGGGGAAUGAACCGCUCUCUAGAAUUCGAGUUCAAGCUCACUGUCAGGUGCUACAAUUUGCUCCUAAUGUCAUUGUCUAGGUUUUCCUUGUUUGAAGAUUUGAAAACUCUGUAUUUGGAGAUGUUAGACGAUAUGGUUUCGCCGAAUUUGCAUACGUUUAAUACCAUGAUCAAUGCUUCCUGUAAAUUGGGCAAUGUGGCUGAGGCAGACUUGUAUUUUAGUAAGAUAGGGCAGGCGGGCUUGCGCCCUGAUACGUUUACGUACACUUCUUUGAUUCUGGGACAUUGUAGGAAUAAGGAUGUGGAUACUGGCUAUAGGGUUUUUAAGCUAAUGCCGCACAAGGGUUGUCAAAGAAAUGAGGUUUCCUAUACUAAUUUAAUACAUGGAUUUUGUGAGGUAGGUCGGAUUGAUGAGGCUUUCAAGUUGUUUUCUCAAAUGGGGGAGGAUAAUUGUUUUCCAACUGUGCGUACAUUUACCGUUCUUAUUUGUGCAUUGUGUAAAUUGGGAAGGAAAUUAGAAGCUAUGAAUCUAUUUAAAGAGAUGACGGACAAGGGUUGUGAACCAAAUAUUUAUACUUAUACCGUGCUCAUUGAUAGUAUGUGUAAGGAAAAUAAGCUUGAUGAGGCUAGAAACUUGCUAAACAAGAUGUUGGAGAAAGGGUUGGUUCCUAAUGUUGUCACCUACAACGCAAUGAUUGAUGGGUACUGUAAGGAGGGAACAGUUGAGGCUGCACUUGAUAUUUUGGCUUUGAUGGAGUCAAGUAAUUGUUGUCCAAAUGCUCGAACAUUCAAUGAAUUGAUAUCCGGGUUUUGUAAAAGGAAAAAUGUAUACCAGGCAAUGACACUGCUUAAUAAGAUGCUUGAUCGGAAGCUCUCGCCAAGCCUAGUUACAUAUAAUUCAUUAAUCCAUGGGCAGUGUAAGAUAGGCCAUUUGGAUAGUGCUUAUAGGUUGGUUAAUUUGAUGAAAGAUAGUGGUUUGGUUCCUGACCAAUGGACUUACAGUGUUCUCAUAGACACUCUCUGUAAGAGGGGGAGAUUGGAAGAAGCUCAUGCCCUGUUCGAUUCUCUCAAAGAGAAAGGCAUAAAGUCAAAUGAAGUGAUCUUUACUGCUUUGAUUGAUGGUUAUUGCAAGGUUGGGAAAGUCAGCGAUGCCCAUUCCUUGCUUGAUAGAAUGCUUGCAGAAGACUGUUCGCCAAACUCGUACACUUACAAUACCUUGAUAGAUGUGUUGUGCAAAGAAAGAAAACUGAAGGAAGCAUUAUUACUGGUGGAAAAAAUGUUAAGUAUUGGUGUGAAACCUACGGUACCUACUUAUACAAUUCUAAUUAAGCAAAUGUUGAAAGAAGGGGACUUUGACCAUGCUCAUAGGCUUUUCGACCAGAUGGUGUGUUCUGGUAAUCAACCUGACCUAUUUACUUAUACUACAUUUAUUCAUGCAUAUUGCGGCAUAGGGAAUGUAGAAGAGGCAGAGAAGCUGAUGAUUAAGAUGAAUGAAGAGGGAAUUAUAGCAGACUCAUUGACUUAUACAUUAUUAAUUGAUGCAUAUGGACGUAUGGGAUUAAUUGAUUUGGCAUUUGAUGUUCUUAAGCGUAUGUCAAAUGCUUGUUGUGAUCCUUCUCACUAUACCUAUGCCUUUCUGAUCAAACAUCUUUCGAAUGAAAAGUUAAUGAAGACAAACAAUAAUAUAGUGGGACUUGAUUUGGUCCCCAAUGUCUCCUCCAUCGAUAUUACUGGUGUAUGGAAGACAAUGGAUUUUGAAAUUGCUUUAGAGCUCUUUGAAAAAAUGGUUGGGCAUGGUUGUGCACCCAGUACGAACACUUAUGACAAGCUUAUAGUAGGUCUUUGCAAAGAGGGACGCUUGGACGUAGCCCAGAGGUUAUACAGUCAUAUGAGAGAGAGAGGAAUUUCUCCCAGUGAGGAUAUUUAUAAUUCUUUUCUUGCUUGUUGCUGUAAGUUGCAAGUGUAUGGAGAGGCAUCAAUAUUUGUGGAUGCGAUGAUUGAGGAUGGUUAUUUACCAACAUUGGAGUCCUCAACUUUGCUUGUAUGUGGGCUUCUUGAUGAAGAGAGGACUGAGAAGGCAAAAGCCGUUUUUUGUACUUUGCUUCGUUGUGGGUAUAACUAUGAUGAAGUAGCUUGGAAAGUUCUCCUUGAUGGUUUACUUAAGAGGGGUCUUGUCAAUAUAUGCUCUGAGCUCGUAAGCAUCAUGGAGAAGAUGGGUUGCCAGCUUCAUCCUCAGACAUAUUCGAUGUUGAUUGAGGGAAUUGAUGGACCGUAA